Molecule: messenger RNA, 5995 nt
Organism: Caenorhabditis elegans
Lineage: Eukaryota; Metazoa; Nematoda; Chromadorea; Rhabditida; Rhabditidae
Gene: kola-2
Product: EGF-like domain-containing protein
Exons: 46
Coding region: 16-5706 (1896 amino acids)
Source: RefSeq, marked reviewed
CCGUAAUUUUUCAGUAUGAAACUCAAAUUUCUUCUGGGUCUUCUUUUCAUUUGUUGGAGAUCAGCCGCAACAGAAGAAUAUACAAAUCAUUGGCUUACUGAAGACACUGCAAGCGUUCAGUUCUGCUCACAUGACGGAUUUCUGAAAGAUGGAUCUUGCGUUUGUACUGCAGAUUAUAAUUCGAAUUCUUGUUUGAAACGAAAAUGCAGAAAUUUUGGAUUCGACGGCCAAUCAUUCUCAAGCAAUAAAGUCGAUCGGUGCAUUUGCCCUCCAGGGUUUUUAGGUCGCAAUUGCGAGCCAGUGAAAUGUGUUCCUGGUUCAAAUCAAGCGUACUCCUCAUCAAAUAGUGAAAAAUCAAUAAGUCUUCUAGCCUCAUUUAAUACGAAAAUGGCAGAAACAUGGCAAACUGGAAAUAUCGGAAACCUUUUUUGCGAAAAAGAAGGUUAUUGGAGAAGUUUUAACUACAACUACGAUAACGCAGGCUAUACAUCGUCACCAUCUGAAAAUACUACUACUUGUACUGAAAAAGUUCAAGAUUAUUUGACCCCAGACCCGUGCCAAAAUGAUUACGGAAAUGCAACUACUUGUGGACAGCUCGAUAUUAACAAUCUUAAUUCUCUUGUUCAAAACUCUCCCCCAAAUUCAAUAGUGUUUGUUGUGACCAACAUGGGUGUUAUUCCGAGCAGUGCAACAGACGCGAUGGCUGAAGAUAUUAUCGCUACUUCAAUUGCACGAAGAAUUCAGAUCAACGUGAUCGUCUACAACAACACGGAUUUUUUGUCAAGCGAUAGUGGAUUGGCAUACUUGAGUAACAUUACUUCUGCAACGUUUGGAACCUACAUUCUUCCCAGCAUAAAACCGACAAACGAGCAAUAUGACAUUGUGAACACUCUUCUCAAAAACUGGGUUUCCGGAAUACAAGUGUCUACAGUAUUUUCAGAUAGCGUUAAAAACUUACCUGUCGAUAAUUCUUUGGAUUUAUUUGUAGCUGCUCAAACAAACUAUGGUCAAGACUUAACAUUCAAUACAAACAGUGCUCCAGUGAUUCGUCAAACUGAUUUUUGGAAGCUUUACAAAUUGUCGGCUGAAACAUACGGCAACGUUUUGUCCAUAUCUGGACAGCUUCCAAACACACCAGUUUAUGUGUAUUCGUCAGGUGGUCUUAUAGCAUAUUCAGCUUUCACAAGUGAUGACGAUAGAAACAAUUCUGUUGUCGAUUCUGCGUACAGUGUUUCUGUAAUUGGCUCAAAGUAUACUCUUGUUGUUCGUUUGGAAUCUCAAGGUAAAGCCUUUGAUAAUGAAGUCGGAAUGAAGUUCAUUGGAACUUCCGGUUCAAUUACAUUGGGAGCAGACAUCAUAUGUCGGAUUGGUUGUCAGUUCAAUUAUCAAGCAUCUGCAACCUGCAAUUCUGUUGGGGCGUCUGUCGCAACUGUAGUCACCGCUGAUAAUCCUCGACGUUCAGUGUCUUUCCCUAUUUAUUGUGCAAGCUUAGCAUAUGCAAGCAGUAAAUACAACAAUAUCUCGUCAGAAACAGUCGGAAUCGCCCAUCUGGAACAUAGACAAUCCCUUGCGAAAGACUUCACGUGUUCCAAUGCGAGCCAAGAAACAUUUGGACAAAGAAGUUUUGUUAUUCUUGCUGAAAACACAAAAGACACUGAUGUGAUGAAAAGUUCCGUGGAUAACGUUUUCAGAAACAAGAAUAGUAUCUUCUACCAGCUUAGUCCUUUUGUCAACUCUGCUCCUCCACAGCGAUAUGCAAACUUUUUCGCUGUUCUGAAUAAAUGUUCCGAAACUGCACAAACGGAGCAAAGCUCUGACUAUGGAACGUUUUUAACAAAAGUUAUGAAUGUUACUAGUAAAUCACAACAACGACCCAAUGAUCCAAGUGAUCCUGUCAAGGUCACAAAUUUCCUGCCUCAAGCAAUUGCAGGAGCGAACGCCUAUUCUGACAUUCUGCUUGUGAUUAAUUAUAACGUGUCUACCAUUACCGACAACGAUGCUACCGAAAUCAAAAGUGCAUUAGAAAAACAAAGAUCUCGACUAUACAUUCUUUUUGUUCAAACGUAUUUCAACUACACUGAUACUUACUAUGCCAUGAACAAACUGGCGAUUGCGAGUGGAGGAGUGGCGAUUCGAGUGAACACUUAUGAUGAUUUGAGCACGUUCUUUGCACAAUACUUCCCACUUCUCGUUGCAAAUGACAUUGUCGCAAAAGCAUAUGCUGAAAACCCAAGACCUGGAGUUGCGUUGAAUAAUGUCAAUCUACUUGCUCAACAAUAUGUUCUUCUUGUAACAAAUGAGGAUUCAUUGGGAGAUGGCCCGGUGCCAGCAUCGGUAACUGUUACCGGGAUUAAUGUUACACAACUACCAACAAUUGGCGAACUUCAAUUAUUCACUCUUAUUCCAGAAAAGGCUGGUGUGUUUAACAUUCCUAUUUUGUUUGCUACUUCCGGAUUUUCUCAAUACUCGAACGCUGUUUUGUUGGCUAGUACUACAAGUACCAGUGACUUCAUCAGUUUGAAAUUUGUGGAUUCAAGCGGAAAUCUGAGAAAUGAUGCGGUUUAUAACGGAAAAUUCACUCCAUUGUUCUAUUCAUCUUCAUCUUUUGAUGACGGGUCAAAAAUUACCAUUACAUACAGUGAUGCAACAAACCCAGCAAAUCCAAUUUAUAAUGGAAAUAUUACGUCUGCUUUAAAUGACUGCAAAUAUUAUGCAAACACAAAAAAUUACGCCUGGGCCUGUAGUAUUUCCGGUGGGCUCUAUCAUUUCAAGAUCGAUAGAGUUUUGAACGGUGAAACGAUUUCGAGAACCUUCCCAAUUACUUGCCUUGGAGCAGAUGUAGGAGACUGCCUCAACGGUGGAAAUCUAACAGAUGCUGGUUCAUGCAUUUGCCCAUUACAGUGGACAGGAACUAACUGUCAAGCUCCGCAAUGCUUGAAUGGAGGUACACUGAAAACUGAUGACACUUGUGCAUGUCUCGAUAGUUUCAAAGGAGAUUUUUGUGAAACAAGUACCUCUGUUUGCGCUGGAGCUCCGACAUCUCCGGACUAUCGCUCUGAACUGAGUUCAUUGGUAAUUGUUGCUGAUGUCAACGCAUUAUCAACAAGUAGUCUAAGCAAUACGGUACCCGGAAUAACUGGAGUGCCAAUUACUGUCAUUCUAUAUGGCGAUGGAAAUGCUCCAAGAAUUGUUCAGUCUACAACUAACAGUGAGCAUCUCUCCGAGGUAUUAGGUGCACCGACGGGUACCACAACUUCACCAAGUUCAACGGCUUCACCAGCACCAUCCGCAAGUGAUAUGUAUAAGGCUCUGAAUUUGGCACUUGACAAUCAGCUCACCGACCGUGCAUUUGUAAUUGUAUACACAUCAAAUUCCAAUGUCACCAUUGAUCCUGACUUUUUGAUCCGUUUGGCAGUCAGAAGAGCCGAAGUACGAGUGUUGUCAACUUCGGGAACUGAAAGUCAAAACUCUAUAACAUUAUCGCUAGUCGGAAAUGGAAUUCCUAUUGCGAUAAAUGGCGCGAAAGAUUUCGAAAAUUACCUGACAUACUACGUUGUUCCCUUAUUCCAAUCACUACAAUACCAAGUGAACACUCCACAACGAGUGUUCAAUGUGUUCCAAACAGGUCAAUUCUACAACUCUACGCAAAUUUCUAUCCCAGCAGAUUCCACAUUUGAUAACGCUAAACCAAAUCUUUUUGUGCAUGUGUACGAAGGUCGCAUUAAUUAUUCAGAUCCUUCAACAAAUGGAAACGAGGUUGGCAAUUCUACUAUAUACUUUCUCCCUUAUGACCCCACAAAACCUAUCAACUUAAUUGUGAAUAAUAAUGGCACGACCGGUUACUACGCAAUCGAAGUCAUCGGAUAUCUAAAGACAUCAUAUGGUUUCAAUAUUGAUAAUGCUAACGGAUCAAAUGAAAACCUGAACUCGGGAGUAGUAUAUAACCAACAAAACACAUUGAAUAUCUAUUCUGCGCCGUUUUCACAGCUUCCUAAAACUGAUCCAUCAAACUUCCCAUAUCUCACACUUGGAGAAAUUGCCAGUAACGGAACAGUUUUACCUGCAACAACAGUUUUGUUUACAAGAAAAAGUGGUGCGUCCUGUUUUUACAGUCACUUCACCGUUCUUGAUGUCUGCUCCCAAAGCACAACAAUUGGAUAUCAGGCACAGUUGACCACAAGAACAAGCACCUUGACAAAUAGGAUUCAACAAUUUGUGCUGACAUGCUUUAAAACAAGUUAUGCAAAUAAUGAUACUUCCUGCCAUGGACAUGGAUCACCAAUGGCAACCUGUGCCUGUAAUGCUGACUUCGGAGGAAUUGAUUGCACUGAACCGGCUUGUGUAAAUGGAGGUGUUCGGGAUGGGUCGGUUUGUCGUUGUCCUGUAAGAUUCUAUGGGCUUCGAUGUGAAGAAUCUUUUGAAUCAGAACCAGCUUCGUCUACUGUCUCCGUGAUAACUUCAACUACUAUGCUGCCUUCUACGUCAACUGUUGCUCCAAGCACAAGCCAAUCAACAAUAGUUUCCACUGUUACUACACAGUCACCAAGUCCUUCAACAACAGCUCCAAAACAAGUCCGAGCUGCUGCAUUCAUUAUUGACUGCAUGGGAACUGAUGAUUAUGCUUUCAAUCAGACAUUCAAAUCGAUUGCACAGUACUUCAAGACAUUUGGCUAUAGCCAUUACAUCAUGUUAACCAAUAAUUUGAAUGGAAGUUUACAAUUGAACAAUGGAAGUUUACUAUUUGAAGAUUUCCAACAAUAUUCAGAUGAGAGUAUGAUUAUGAGCAAACUACCCCUGUAUUGGAGUUUAAGAGCCACCCCAAGUAGAACCGCUAGCGUCAGCAACGCGCUCAGUAAGAUUCUUGCAAGUUACAAUAGAAACGGUACAGAGUUCAAAAACUCUGUAAGCAUGAAUAUUUUUUAUGCAACUCAAAUAGGGCUGGGCGAUGAGGAUCCAACUGCAGCAGGCUUAGAAGUUUUCAACAAGAGCGCGAUUGUAUAUUCUGCAUUCGCAAAAAAUGCCAACCAGACAAUUGUGACUUCUCUUCAAAAAUUCAGUACCGACGUAACCACUGCUAGAGAUUAUUACAGUGGUCUUUCUGAUAUGUAUGAAAGCACUCAACCCCAGGGUUCGAAUGAGCUCCCUCCAAAACCGGAUCAACUUAGUUGUGUGUACGGCCUGCAAUCGAAUAUCAAAAUUGCAAUUGAUAGAUCCAACUCGUCAAACCCAGAGGUUAACACAAUUAUGAAUAAUUUCCUUGUCAAUUUCCGUCUUGGAUUUAAUUAUAUUGAAAAUGAUGACAACAGAUGCGGGGAUAAGUUACCAGAAUUUUAUACCGGACGAACUGCAUUAACGGCGUUCCCGUAUUAUGAUGCCAUUGCAAAAAUAGCAACAUUUUGUCCAUCUCAAUACACUUCGAUGCUAUCAUUCCAAGUCGUCGGAAGCCAAUUACAGCCAAACUUCACCGAUAAAUAUGUCAAAGUCAUUAGCAAGAACAUUAACAGUGCCGAUUGUUCGUGCAACAGAUUCAACGACACUAACACUGCGAAGUUUAUCAUUUGGAUGCCUCGUUCUGCAGCGCCCGUCACUGAUGAUGAUUAUUUAACCUUGCUCAAACUCAACACCACAAAUGCAUAUCACUUUGUCGUUCCAUUUUACGAUAGUGCUGAUAACGUUUUAGUUUUUUAUACAUUUUUGAGAAACUAGAACCUUUCUUUUCAGAGUACCGAUUUGUACUACCAGAUUCUUGUGAAGCAAGCAGGACCCGAAGGUCCCGAUUAUUAUUGGUUACCAAAUGCAGUUAAUGCUACAAAUUUGCAAACGAAUGUAAUAAAUAUUCUAUACGAGAAGCUUUGCCAAACUGCCGGUGUUGACCCAACAGCAAUCCCACCAUAAUUUUUCGAAUCCAACAUUGAGAAUAGGCACGAUGACUAUUACUACUGAAUGUUCGGCUAAACAUUUGUUUGUACGAAUAAAGAAUGAAACAUUUUCCCUU